GAGGUUCAGAGGGAGAAGCAGACUCCCUGCUGAGCAGGGAGCCCAAUGUGGGACUCGAGAUCCCGGGACUCCAGGAUCAUGACCUGAGCUGAAGGCAGUCGCUCAACCAACUGAGCCACCCAGGCGUCCUAGAAUGUUUUUAUGCUCUAGUCUCUGUAAACCAAUUCUGGAAUAAAAUGGGUAUAAACAAACAGAAGAUAUAACUUGAAUUCCUGAUUCAGUGGGUUUUUGUUGGGGGGGGUUAGAAAGAAAUUAUUUUGCAAAUAGGAAUGGAUAUAAUGCAUAUUUAAGUUGUCCUUCAGAAUGGAAAGUACAAUAUUCACCCUGAACAGAUACAGUAAUUGAAAAAGCUCUAAAAGGAACCAAAGAUAAAUAUACUUUGUAUUUCUAGGAAUCAGUACAUGGUAAAAAUCAUUAAUAUCAAAGAAAAUAAAUCUUUGGAUAAACUGGUAUGUAACUUGCAUAUCAGCAUUGAUUAGAAACACCAUUACGUUGAGGUGGUAACUUAGAGAACUUGAAUCUUGAGUUAUUCUCUUCACAGUUGAACUAAAUGUUUAGAAUAAUUUAACAUAGUAUAAUUAUUAAGCAAUAGAAAUUGUAGUGUUAGCAAUGGAAUAAACUUAAUAAGAGGCCAUUCCCAAAUGAUCAAUUUCUAAAAGUCUAAAAAACACAGCAUCACUAGUAACCUACAAACAUGGACUUUUCGUGUUCAUAUACAUGAUAAUAUAGUUAGUCCAGUAGUACGUUCUCUUAGAUGUCUAUAUCCAAGGUAAAACUUUUCUUAGGAUUCUAAUUUGUAAGACAAAAACCACCUUUAAAGAGCUAGUGGUCACACACAAGGAAUGUAUAAAGAAAAAAUUAAAAGCCUACAAAGUAAAACAUGGACCAAUAUAUGAAGGAAUUAUGAGAGAAGCAAUAGAAAUGAAAGAAAUAGUAUAAACACAAACGUACUUCCAUUUCGAGCCACAGGAUGUCGUUGUUCUCCAAGGAGAGGAUGCUUUAAACAGAAGGAAAUUACGGUAAUUCACGGGCCAGAAAGAAUCUCCACGGUUCCGGUGUUUUAAAGACUCUACACACCCAUGUUGUUAAAAUCAGUUGGGAUCUCAGGAACAAAGACUUGAAAGGUCUAAAAGGACCACACCUUUCCGCUCUUGAAAUGUUGAUUUACUAACCAGAAGCAAAGCAGGAUGUUAGCUUCAGGACCAGGUGGCCAGGGAACCAGGCACUUGCUGCUCUCGGUUCUGCUCCUUGCAGCGUGGGGGGCCGAGAGCGGCCAGGUCCAUUACUCGGUCCCGGAGGAGGCCAAACACGGCACCUUCGUGGGCCGCAUCGCCCAGGACUUGGGGCUGGAGCUGGCAGAGCUGGUGCCGCGCCUUUUCCGAGUGGCGUCCAAGGGUCCCGGGGAUCUUCUGGAGGUAAAUCUGCAGAAUGGCAUUUUAUUUGUGAAUUCUCGGAUCGACCGGGAGGAGCUGUGUGGACGGAGCGCGGAGUGCAGCAUCCACCUGGAGGUGAUCGUGGACAGGCCGCUUCAGGUUUUCCAUGUGGAGGUGGAGGUGAAGGACAUUAACGAUAAUCCGCCUGUAUUCCCAGCAACACAGAAAAAUUUGUUUAUUUCCGAAACAAGGGCUCUUGACUCUCAUUUUUCACUAGAGGGCGCCUCUGAUGCAGAUAUCGGGGCCAACGCUCUGCUCACUUACAAACUGAGCCCCAGUGAGUAUUUCUCUUUGGAAGUACCCACCAACGACGAUCAGGUAAAACCGCUUCAACUAGUACUAAAAAAACUCUUAGACAGGGAAGUCGCUUCAGAGCUUCUCUUGGUGCUCCAAGCAACUGAUGGGGGCAAACCUGAGCUGACAGGUAACACAGAGUUACACAUCACAGUGCUGGAUGUAAAUGACAACGCCCCAGUAUUUGACAAAGCAGUCCAUCGUGUAAAAUUACUGGAGAAUUCGAGAAACGGUACCCUGGUUAUUAGACUUAACGCCUCGGAUUUGGAUGAAGGUUCAAACAGCCACAUUCUUUAUUCCUUUGCAACUGAUGUCUCCUCUAAUACAGAAGCCUUUUUCUGCAUAGAUUCAGCCAGUGGAGAAAUAAAAGUAAACGGAAAAAUAGAUUUUGAAGAAACUAAAUUAUGGAAACUUCAAAUAGAAGCAGUUGACAAAGGAAAUCCCCCGAUGUUUGGUCACUGCACAAUCUUGGUAGAAAUCUUGGACAUUAAUGAUAAUGCUCCGGAGUUGCUAGUGACGUCACUAUCGUUGUCUGUUCCAGAGGAUGCUACACUAGGGACUGUCAUCGCCCUAAUCAGUGUAACUGACCGUGACUCUGGUGCCAACGGGCAGGUGACCUGCACCCUGUCACCCCACGUUCCCUUCAAGCUGGUGUCCACCUUCAAGAAUUACUAUUCGCUGGUGCUGGACAGCGCCCUGGACCGAGAGAGCGUGGCGGACUAUGCUCUAGUAGUGACCGCGCGUGACGCAGGCUCGCCUUCGCUCUCCGCCACGGCCAGCGUGUCCGUGGAAGUGGCGGACGUGAACGACAACGCGCCGGCAUUCGCGCAGCCCGAGUACACGGUGUUCGUGAAGGAGAACAACCCGCCCGGCUGCCACAUCUUCACGGUGUCUGCGCGGGACGCCGACGCGCAGGAGAACGCGCUGGUGUCCUACUCGCUGGUGGAGCGGCGCGUGGGCGAGCGAGCGCUGUCGAGCUACGUGUCGGUGCACGCGGAGAGCGGCAAGGUGUACGCGCUGCAGCCGCUGGACCACGAGGAGCUGGAGCUGCUGCAGUUCCAAGUGAGCGCGCGCGACGCGGGCGUGCCUCCCCUGGGCAGCAACGUGACGCUGCAGGUGUUCGUGCUGGACGAGAACGACAACGCGCCCGCGCUGCUGCCGCGGCCGGGGGCGGGCGGCGGCGCUGUGAGCGAGCUGGUGUCGCGGUCGGUGGGCGCGGGCCACGUGGUGGCGAAGGUGCGCGCGGUGGACGCCGACUCUGGCUACAACGCGUGGCUGUCGUACGAGCUGCGGCCGGCGGCGGGUGGCGCGCGCAGCCCGUUCCGCGUGGCGCUGUACACGGGCGAGAUCAGCACGACGCGCACCCUGGACGAGGCGGACUCGCCGCGCCAGCGCCUGCUGGUGCUGGUGAAGGACCACGGCGAGCCGGCGCUCACGGCCACGGCCACUGUGUUGCUGUCGCUGGUGGAGAGCGGCCAGGCGCCCAAGGCGUCGUCGCGGGUGCUGGCGGGCGCCGCUGGCGCCGAGACGGCGCUGCUGGAUGUCAACGUGUACCUGAUCAUCGCCAUCUGCGCGGUGUCCAGCCUGUUGGUGCUCACGCUGCUGCUGUACACGGCGCUGCGCUGCUCGGCGCCGCCCGCGGAGGGCGCGUGCGCGCCUGGGAAGCCCACGCUGGUGUGCUCCAGCGCGGUGGGGAGCUGGUCGUACUCGCAGCAGAGGCGGCAGAGGGUGUGCUCCGGGGAGGGCCCGCCCCCGGCCCCGCCCCCGCCCGCGUCCAAGACCGACCUCAUGGCCUUUAGCCCUAGUGUUCCCCCUUGUUCAAGUUCUGGAGAUAGUGGAGAACAACAGGAGAUUUUUGGGAAUGAUGUAAGUACAGUAAUUCUGAAUGUAUUUAAUGCCUGUUGAUGUCAAUCGCAUAGUAUGUUCAGCGACAUUAGUAUAAGUUUAUUGUUUCUUUGUUUUGUUUUCUUGGGAUGGUUUAUUUUAAAACAUACUGGAAGUCUAGCUAUUUUUAUUACGUUUCACUGAAGUCUUAAUGAACACACCAGGAACCUUAUUUAGUUGCUGAAAAUAAUAAUAGUGGUAGUAAUAGCAGUAAUGAAAUAGAUGGCUAAAGCUGUCUGUAAAUGAAGAAGGCUAAGUCAUCCAGGCAAGGAUCACUGAUGGGAAAUGGAGGAUGUAGGCAAAGCUUAAAUAUAGUUCUCAAUUUUGCAGCAAGUUCAAUUUUUCUAUUCAUUUCCUUAUUCUAAUUGGUGUCCUCCCCUCAUUGCGUUCAUGUAUUAAAAAUUACCAUAAUAAUGCCUAACUUCAUAAUUUAGUUAUUUUGAGUUUGAAAUGUGUUUGAAUUCUUACCUUCCUAUAAACUCUAAAUUUAUUUAUUACUAAUGGGCAUGGGCUGAGGUGGCUUCCUUUUAUAAAGAAGUUUGUUUCUUUAUAAUCAGUGGCAUACUUCUUUGAGAUACUGGGUGAAGUUUCAGCCUUACCUUUGGGGAGGACUUUACUUUUUUGUCUUUAAUCCUCUCAUGAUUUCCUGCUUAUUUUCUUCAUAGUCUUCAGCUGCUUCAGAUACACUACUUUUUUUUUUUUUACUUCCUAGUGUAAUUUCAGUUUUGCUAAUUGCCUGCUGAAUCUAUUGCUGCUCUCCUCCAAAUGAAUUCAUUGAUUUCCUUUUUUAUUUGGAAGAUUUAUUUGAUAUUUGAUCAUAUUUAUGUUUCUUCCAUUCAUGGUACCCAUUGUGAGUCUGUAUGGAAAUAUUUUAGGGUAGGGUAGGAAAAUUCACACUUCCCUGUGCUUUGAGUUUAAGAGAGAGUCUUCCUGGGGCACCUGGGUGGCUCAGUUGGUUAAGCGACUGCCUUCGGCUCAGGUCAUGAUCCUGGAGUCCGCAUCGGGCUCCCUGCUCAGCGGGGAGUCUGCUUCUCCCUCUGACCCUCCCCACUCUCAUGCUCUCUCUAUCUCAUUCUCUCUCUCAAAUAAAUAAAUAAAUAAAUCUUAAAAAAAAAAAGAGAGAGUCUUCCUGUAUAUGCAGAAGCGUGGUACUGCUGCCUGUGUCCACCAAGCCACUAGGUCUUUGAAAUGACAUUGAUUUAAAUAGCUUAAGCAUAACAACCAUGAAAUAUCUGUAAAGUCACUUCCAUUUGACAAUGGUGUUGUUGAUCACAUUUCACAAUUUGAUAUUGUAUACUUUAGAUACAUUUGAUGCAAAAUCAUGUGAAUUGUUUUCUUUAAGGAGAUCACAGAGAACUUGUAUUUAGAGCUAUAAGCAUCUAAAUCAAUUGAUGUGAAAGUUUAUUUAUUUAUUUAUUUAUUUAUUUAUGCUCCAGUGUACAAGUUGUUGUGUGGAGAAAUAAAUUAUAUAUGAUAUAUUUACAUGUGGAGGAGAACCAUGUUAUGGAUAGGGUAAAGUUAAUAAAAAUGCUGAGGAAGCAUUAGUCGCCAUUUUCUACCCACAAAAAAGGGAUGAUUGCCAUGAAGAUGAACAUUAGGAAAUCUUCUGAAAAGGAAAAACCAGGCCCUAGUUUAUCAUACUGAAAAUCUCUUCAUCCAUAGCUACAAAGUAGAAUAAGAACAGUCACUAACUACAAAUAAACCACUACUAUUUGAACUGUUUGUUUAUUAGAACAUUGUGUGAAGGACUUAAAAUACAUAAUUUAAUCCUUAUAACAACUUAUAAAACACAUGUGACUAUCCAAAUUUUAAUGAUGGACUAAGGGCGCCUGGGUGGCUCAGUCGUUAAGCGUCUGCCUUUGGCUCAGGUCAUGAUCCCAGGGUCCUGGGAUCGAGUCCCACAUCGGGCUCCUUGCUCAGUACAGAGCCUGCCUCUCCCUCUGCCUGCCUCUCCCUCUGCCUGCCUGCCACUCCCCCUGCUUAUGCUCUCUCUCACUCUCUCUGUGUCAAAUAAAUAAAUAAAAUCUUUUAAAAAAAAUGAUGAACUAAGAGAUGGUAAGAUAUUUUUCUAGCUUGUCUACUGCCAUCCAGCUAGUACAUGGUA
This is a messenger RNA of Mirounga angustirostris (Northern elephant seal), 5715 nucleotides long. Its product is annotated as protocadherin alpha-10-like. The transcript has a single exon. The record is from RefSeq and is a predicted model, not a curated record. Gene Ontology annotation, cellular component: plasma membrane. The coding region runs from base 1188 to 3632 and encodes 814 amino acids. Gene Ontology annotation, molecular function: calcium ion binding. Lineage: Eukaryota; Metazoa; Chordata; Mammalia; Carnivora; Phocidae. Gene Ontology annotation, biological process: homophilic cell-cell adhesion.